Molecule: messenger RNA, 9345 nt
Organism: Siniperca chuatsi (mandarin fish)
Lineage: Eukaryota; Metazoa; Chordata; Actinopteri; Centrarchiformes; Sinipercidae
Gene: adcy5
Product: adenylate cyclase 5
Exons: 21
Coding region: 2315-5908 (1197 amino acids)
Biological process (GO): adenylate cyclase-activating G protein-coupled receptor signaling pathway; adenylate cyclase-inhibiting G protein-coupled receptor signaling pathway; cAMP biosynthetic process
Cellular component (GO): plasma membrane
Molecular function (GO): adenylate cyclase activity
Source: RefSeq, a predicted model, not a curated record
ACAGUGCUGAAUGGAAGCUCCUGUUCUCUCCCUUAACAGAGUUUCACCCUUGAUGAAUUCCAAAAGGGGGCAUAAGGGAUUCAGCUGGAGGUGAGCCGGUCCCAGCAAACACACCAGACUGACUGCGACCCGGGACAGUGUUCCAGGUGGAGAAACUGAAACAUUGGACUGAAUCACACAACUGUCAGGAAUUACCACAUAUUUUUUUCUAACCCCCUUCUUCUAUAAUGACAGGGUCUGAUAAGCCGUUGUCCUGACAAGACACACAAGCCCUAUGAUAGGUAAGCAAGUGAAGAUAUAAAGGGCUGCGAGUUUUAAUUGUUGAUUUUUUUCCCAAUUAAUCGUUUAGUGUAUAAAAUAUCAAAACAACUGUGAAAAAGUUGCCAGAGCCCAAGAUGAUAUCUUUAGUUUUCUUGUUUUGUCCAACAGCCCAACACCAAAAUAUAUUUAAUUUGCAUGGUAUAAAACAGAGAAAAGCACCAAAUCUUCAUAUUUAAGAAGCCAUGAACCAGUUCGUGUUUGACAUUUCUAAUGAAUGAAUGACUGAAUCCAUAAAUUGAUUAAGAAAAGAUAUAACAAAGUUAUCCAAGAAGUGCUUCACAAUUAAACCCAUUAAGUACAAAGUCAAACAGGCAGAUUAGUGAUAAGAACAAAGUAAUACAACAAAAUGUAUCUAAACAAAUAACAAACAAGUCUCCUAACAAGCGAUGAAAUACAAAAAUGCAAAAAUUGCCCAUUGAAAAGUUUAGAUGCAAAGACAUCAUCCCUCCAUUUUAAGCUGAGAUCUGUAGAUAUCAAGUUUCAAUGUGAACAGAACAGUUCAGAAAAUAUUGUUUUACCUAAUUUAAUUGUCAUUUAAAUUUAAAAUAGUAAAGUAGAUCGUGAUUUUGUUGUAGGACCCCAAGUCCCGGAGUCCUUAGACCCCAAUUUGAGAGUGGGAACCAAUGGAAGAAUGGGGGAAGAUUGAACCCCCAGUGUGUUUCUGCGUGUGCGUGUGUGUGUGUGUGAGGGCUAUCCAGCUGUGAGAACAGACCCGCCCAUUCAUCGAAAGCGCACGGGGGUCGCACAGCCUCUGGUUUGGAUUGACCAGCCUGUCAUCCAAUGAAAGCGCGUAAAAGCGUGACUCACCCCCUUCCUUUUCCAAUGGAAGCGUGGCGGAGAGGCGGACCACAGGAAGCACACUUGGUUGAAUGGUCAUUGAAGCAGCAAUCAGCGGUAAAUGUGUUAUGAUGCCACGCUCCAAACAGACACCGAGCGGAUUGUCCGAGGCUGCGGUAGCGCACUUUGGCACCAGGUAGACACUUUAUGAAAUGCUGCCGCUGUACGGCUGCGGAUUCGCUGUGCGCGGAGUCUGGCUGCAAAUCAAAUCAGGAGUCCCUCUCUGGGGAUCUGAGCAGUGAUGGACAGUUGCUGGACACUGAUUCGGCGCAUAGGUUGACGAUAAAUUGACCGUGCGGUAACACAGGCUAAACCAUGGACCAAGGAGUUGUUUUUUGUGGCUGCCAGAGGAGGAGGAGGAGGAGCGGCUGAGUUUUCUCCUCCGCUCCGAUCAGCCCAAGUGUGCGAGGAUCGUGAUGAUGCUUUUUGGCCAAACGUGAGGCUCCCGCCGCCGUCCAGGCUGCAAUGUUUGGUCAUUACAGGUGCAUGAAGACUUGACGGGACCUAAUAAGAGCCGCCAACAUGGGAUUCACCUUUUUAUUUCCCCCCUACCUCCGUCUUUUCUGUCCACAAACCGUUUACACGAAUACAGGAAACAUGUCCGCAGAUAUAACGGGGUUUACGGUGUAAUUGAUGGUGUUGCGCUAUGGUCUCUGGAGAUCUGAGUUGUGUAAGGGUUUUAUUUAAUCUACAACGCGGGUUGACGUGCAACCUCUCUACGGAUAGUCGUUAAUUGGGCCCAAUGAUGUAGAGCCAAGUCCACCUGGAUCUAAUGUUCCCUCCUCUCGUGGCGAAACUAACUCCCCUGUGACUUUUGCGCAUGUUCAAUUGUUUUUAUUCCCAGAGCUUUUCAUCACUCCUGGUUAUUGCUUUGGGCAAUCCCAUCUCGGUUUGUAAAGACUUUAGAAUGAAUGUUUGCCUAUAAGAGUGGGGGAUAAAACCGGUGACAGUUUUUUUUGUUUUUUGUUUUUUAGAUUUAAUCAGGCUGUUUCACCAGUGACCAACUAUGGGAAAAUCAACUUCUGACAGACAUUUAAUUCGUCUCAUUUGUGGGACUAAAUAGUUUCCGGACAUUAUUUUUGGAAGUGGAACAAAACUUCUCCCGCAGUGUUUAUUUGUUAAGGCUCGUUUCUGUUGUUGCCUCCCGUUCUCCACUAUGUCCAGAUCAAACAGUGUCAGCCCACCCGGAGUCGGUGCGCCCGGGUUGAGGGGAGGGACCGAGCACAGAUCAGCUUGGGGAGAGUCUGAGACCGUGGCCAACGGGUGCCCAUACUCUGCCAGAUCCCCGCGCAAGAAGCUCACCCGGACCAACAGUCGGUGGAGGGAAGAGGAUGAUCUGGACCAUCGGCAGCCCGGGAGAGCCUCAACGACUGUCAGCAGGGUCAGCUUCAGGUCCAGGUCGGCUUGGCAGGACCAUGGCGAGGAGAGCCGAGACAACAACCGCGCGUCCCCUAAACGCCCAGACGGCGAGGUGAGAGCCAAGUCUGUGGAGCUGGGUCUGGAGGAGCGGAAAGCCAAGCCGAGGACCGACGAGGAGGAGGUCAUGCCCGAAGUUAACUUUUCUUUAGUGGCGUGCUGCACCAGCGUCAUGCACAUUUUCAAAUCCAAGAAAUUCCAGUCGGAAAAGUUGGAGCGGCUCUAUCAGCGCUACUUUUUUCGUCUCAACCAGAGCAGUUUGACUAUGCUCAUGGCAGUGUUGGUGCUGGUCUACACGGUCAUGCUGGGCUUCCACUGCUCUGGUGGGACAGCGAGGCCGAGCGUAACGUAUGUCGUGGUAUUUUCCGUGGCCAUCUUCCUCACACUCAUACUUAUGGUGGUCUGCAACAAGAACGGGUUCCACCAGGACCAUAUGUGGAUUGUGUGCUAUUUGGUCAUCCUGGUGGUGCUGGUGAUCCAGGUGAUCGGAGUGCUGCUCGUGCAGCCCAGAAGUGCCUCAGAGGGUAUCUGGUGGACCGUGUUCUUCAUCCAUGUCAUCUACACUCUGCUGCCCGUCAGGAUGCGCGCCGCAGUCAUCACUGGAGUUAUUCUUUCCGCCAUCCAUGUGACUGUUUCUUGGAUGUUAAACGGCAUGGACAGCUUUCUGUGGAAACAGAUAGUGUCCAACGUGCUGAUCUUCUCCUGUACCAACAUCGUGGGAGUGUGCACCCAUUACCCCGCCGAGGGCUCCCAGAGGCAGGCCUUCCAGGAGACCAGGGAAUGCAUCCAGGCUCGCCUCCACUCCCAGAGGGAAAACCAGCAGCAGGAACGUCUCCUGCUCUCAGUACUUCCUCGCCAUGUUGCCAUGGAGAUGAAAGCUGACAUAAACGCCAAGCAGGAGGACAUGAUGUUUCACAAGAUCUACAUCCAGAAGCACGACAACGUCAGUAUCUUAUUUGCAGACAUCGAGGGUUUCACCAGUCUGGCAUCUCAGUGCACAGCGCAGGAGUUGGUGAUGACUCUUAAUGAGCUCUUCGCCCGCUUUGACAAGCUGGCAGCGGAAAACCACUGUCUACGGAUCAAGAUCCUGGGAGACUGCUACUACUGCGUGUCUGGGCUGCCAGAGGCGAGGGCCGACCAUGCCCACUGCUGUGUGGAGAUGGGUUUGGACAUGAUAGAGGCCAUCUCGCUGGUACGGGAGGUAACUGGGGUGAACGUGAACAUGCGAGUGGGCAUCCACAGUGGCAGGGUGCACUGUGGGGUGCUGGGACUCAGGAAGUGGCAGUUUGACGUCUGGUCCAAUGACGUCACACUAGCCAAUCAGAUGGAGGCUGGGGGCCAAGCUGGACGUAUCCAUAUCACUAAGGCCACUCUGAAUUAUCUGAACGGGGACUACGAUGUGGAGCAGGGAACAGGGGGAGAAAGAAAUGCCUAUCUGAAGAAGCACAACAUAGAAACCUACCUCAUUGUGGGCUGCAGUCAGAAAAGGAAAGAGGAAAAGGCAAUGAUAGCCAAAAUUAACCGACAGAGGACCAGUUCUGUCACCCACAACAGUGGCCACUGGACUGACCGUCCGUUCUACAACCAUCUGGGCGGCAACCAGGUCUCCAAGGAGAUGAAGAGGAUGGGCUUUGAAGACCCCAAAGACAAGCAUUUCAUUUUCAGAAACACGCAGGAAAAUCUAAACCCAGAGGACGAGGUGGACGAGUUCCUGGGCCGGGCCAUCGACGCACGCAGCAUCGACCGCCUGCGCUCCGAACACGUCAAGAAGUUCCUGCUCACCUUCAGAGAGCCUGACCUGGAGAAAAAGUACUCCAAACAGGUGGACUCCAGGUUCGGUGCUUACGUGGCCUGCGCCUCCCUCGUCUUCCUCUUCAUCUGCUUCAUCCAGAUCGUCAUUGUGCCACCCUCCAGUCUGAUGAUCGGCUUCUUCAUCACCUGUCUCAUUAUCCUGACGGCUGUCAUGUUUGUCUCAACUGUGUACUGCUGUUUUGGGCUCUUCCCAGUCCCUCUGCAGACUCUUUCUAAGAGGAUAGUGCAGUCCAGACUGAACAGCACUCUGGUGGGCGUCUUCACCAUCAUCAUCGUCUUUCUUUCUGCUUUCAUCAAUAUUUUCACCUGCAGCAGCAGCGACCUGCGGAGCUGCAUCAAGGUGGAGCUUAACAUCAGCCUGGACAGUGUGAACAUCUGCCACGCCCGCCUCCUCAACUACAGCCUGGACACACAACACAGCCCCUGUGGAGACGACGCCCUCAUCUGCAGCUUUCCUGAGUACUUCUCGUGCUGUGUGCUGCUGAGCCUGCUGGCCAGCUCCGUCUUCCUGCAGGUCAGCAGCAUUGGUAAACUCUUCCUCAUGCUCUUCAUCGAGCUGCUUUACCUCCUCAUCAUGGAGGUGCCCAAAGUGAGCCUCUUCGACAACCAGGACCUGCUGGUGAUGGCCAACGCCAUCAACGUUUUCGAGCACAUGAAUGAAACAAGCUGUGUGGUGGACUCCAAGGUUCCUCUGAAGAUCAUGACCCCAGUGGUCAUCACCGUCUUCGUUCUUGCCCUCUACCUUCACGCCCAGCAGGUGGAGUCCACGGCCAGGCUGGACUUCCUCUGGAAGCUACAGGCCACAGAGGAGAAGGAGGAGAUGGAGGAGCUGCAGGCCUACAACCGACGUCUGCUCCACAACAUCCUGCCCAAGGAUGUGGCCGCCCAUUUCCUGCAGCGUGAACGGCGUAACGACGAGCUCUACUACCAGUCCUGUGAGUGCGUGGCAGUCAUGUUCGCCUCCAUCAGCAACUUCUCAGAGUUCUACGUGGAGCUGGAGGCCAACAAUGAGGGAGUGGAGUGUCUGCGGCUGCUCAACGAGAUCAUCGCUGACUUUGAUGAGAUCAUCAGUGAGGAACAGUUCCGUCAGCUGGAGAAGAUCAAGACCAUCGGCUCCACCUACAUGGCGGCCUCCGGCCUCAACGACUCCACAUAUGACAAGGCCGGGCGCUCGCACAUCCGUGCCCUGGCUGACUACGCCAUGAGGCUGAUGGACCAAAUGAAAUACAUCAACGAACACUCCUUUAACAACUUCAAGAUGAAAAUAGGUCUUAACAUUGGCCCUGUAGUUGCCGGGGUGAUCGGGGCCAGGAAGCCUCAGUACGACAUCUGGGGGAACACAGUGAACGUGGCGAGUCGUAUGGACAGCACAGGUGUACCGGAGAGAAUCCAGGUGACCGCAGACCUGCACCAGGUUCUGAGCUCUUAUAACUACACACUAGAGUACAGAGGUGUGGUCACAGUCAAGGGCAAAGGAGAGAUGAUGACCUAUUUCCUCACCGGUGGACCACCUAGCAGUUAACCCCAACUAAGUGACAAAUAGACACACCGGGGUAGGCUCCUUAACUCUGCCUCUGACAUAACGAGCAGGCUCAUGGACCUCUGAUAGCUUACGGUGGGAGACUGAGACUGACUGAAGCGUCCCUUCUCACAGCGCCAAUCCUUCCUUAAACCUACUGAGGCCACAAUUGGCAAGGAUGAGAGAAUUCCUCCUGAAGAUCAGCCUGCAGAGGACACUAUGAGUGGGAGAGGCCUAGCUAGCCUGAAUCUGCCAUUGAGACCAAAGAUCAGUGCGUAAAGACUCUGCGAGCUAUGCGAGUCUAGGUCCUAAAGGAAGAACAUUCUGGAAGAAAUUUUGUUUGCUUCAAUCGGCCUGAUUUUCCGAUGGUUUCGGACAAACCUGCAGGAGGACAUGAACUACGUCCCUUCCUCUUUUUCUCUCUGCCUUUCUCCUGCUGAAGUAUGUAUGUACAUGUAAAACGCAGACAGUUUUAUGUGUAUGUAUAUGAUUUUAUGUACUGUGUGUAAAACACAUUUUGUCCAUGUUGUCGUGAUACAGGUACAAAUCUCUGGACACUCAGCCAGCACCACAGCACUAUCCGUCCUUGUAUCAAUAUCCGAUCACAUCAGUAAUUAACAGAUUGAUGGAGUAAGUAGUAAGUAGCUGAAGAGUGCAUCUUACAAGUGAGAGGGUCCCUCAGAGACAGUUCGGACUGUUUUAUAAGAACAGAGAGAAAACACUCCACAGUGUUUAUAGAAAGCUUCCCAGUCAGACGUAUACAUUCUAUACACUACAGUAUCAACAGCAUAUACACACACAAAACACAGAGGAUGUCAAUGAAGAGCUUUUUCUAAUCUUCGACAUUUUGUAUUUUGACUUCAGAACCCAAACCCUAUCAGAUAUUUUAAGAUUCUAUAUUUUGUACAUUAAUAUAUUAGAGAGCUAUCUAUAAACAGCAAUGUGUAUUCAGAUGUACAUACUGUAUCACGCUCAUGUUGGGAUUUCAGAAGUCCUCACUGAUGUUGCCUGGUCUUAGCGUAGCGCCACAGCUGAUGUACCAUUUAGCCUCAGCAGAUCGAUGCCCCCGAGUGCCCGUUCUUCUUGCUCUUUUCACCGAAUUGAGCGUUUUCGAUCUGCAGGAAGUCAACCAUUUUCUGAUUGACAUGGCGCUUCUGAUGAUUUCCGAAGCGUGAGACCGAGUAAGUGUGGGGUUUUUUUGUUUGUUUUUUUUUUUUUAAUGACAGACUAGAGGACAGGAAUGCAUCUGUCUUUUUGCACUCCAGUGCUUUCAGCCAUCCACUCCUUCCUGCAUCGCUCCACACCCCCCUCUUAAUUGCUCAAUCAGAUGGUACGACCCAAUGAAUGUCCAAUGAUCUCCGACGAGGCCUUUUAAUAUGAACUAUAUACUAACGACGGUGAUGAUGCUCAUCCUGUGGACAGGGAUAGACGAUGCCCGUGUGGAAAUGUGCCCUUUUAACUGCAUUUUUUUCUUCUUUUUUUUUAUCAAAGCAGUUUUCGUCAGUAUUACAGUAUUACUCAGCAUGUCAUCAGACAAACUGUUUCAUAGAUUUUGGUGAUUUUUUUUUUUUUUUUUUUAGUGAUGUUAUUACCAAACAUUACAGCUGGUUCUGUUUGUCUUGGCUGAGUCACAGAGUACAGUAAUCAGUAAAUGUCUGGACAGAGUGCCAAGGUUUUACCUGAGAAUAUUGAGGAAUAUAGCAAACUUGAGAUAGCUAGCAUUAUUCAAUGUCUUUUGCUGUUGUCAACAAAUCUUAUGAAAAGACCAAAAUCAGUAAUGUUAGUCCAUCUCCCCCUCUUUCUGACUUCCCUACUCUGCUGCUACACACACUGCGCCCUCAGCCCCAGCCUAUUUGUUCCUUGUGAAGACAUAAACCUUUAAACCACUGUAAACACACGCAUAUAGCAUUUAUUUGUACUAUUUGUGUAUUUAACACACAUUUGGUACACUACACUACUGAGUAUUUACUGCACCAAGACGUUGUGUUCAGGAUUUACUCAAAAGGAACUUCAGUGUAUGUGCCACUGGAAUAAUUAUAGACUUUUACCGUGUUUAAAAAGAAUCUAUUAAUAAAUGUUAAGUAGUUGUUAGAAAUGAAUUACGGUAAUUAAAUUUGAAUUGAAAUGAUGCGUAAAAAACUCUUGAGUAAAUAAUGAAAAGAUAAUUAAAUAUUAAAAAGAUAACUAAAACCCACAGAGCACCUGCUGGAGCUCUGAUUGGCCAGCUGCAAUGGGUUGGUAGAAGUCUGCCCAAUCUCCUGCUGCUGCUUCGUGGCUUGGACGUCCAUUCGUUUUUAGGUGGCCCACUGCUUACACAUCUUUAAAUUCAAUUGAUCCCGAAAUGGAAACUGUAAAUGUUAAAGCAGGAAACAAAUGUAUUGCUAGAUGUAAUAUGUCAGGCAGUCACAUCAAUAAAUGGAAUUACAAAAAGUUACAUUCAAGAGCAUUUUAAAAAUAAUUAUGUGGUUCCAUUUAAAAAUUUAAUUACUGAUUGAUCAUUUAAAGUCAGAAUUAGGAAAUAGAUUAAUUAAAUAGAUUACAAAUCAGCAAAUUUGAAGUUUUAGAAUGCAUCAUUUACAUGCAAAUAUAAUUAAACAAGUUAUAAUGGCUUUUUAAAAUUGAUCAAUUCAUUAAUUGAUUUUAAUUAAACAAGGUAAAAGUUAUAAUGAUUCCAGAGGCACACUCAGGCUCUCUGUCCAUGUUUAUGGUACUGGUGGAACAUGUCACCCAGUGCAACGGUGUGGCUCACUGACAUGUUGUAAUAGUUAACAAUGGAGCGCUAUGACACAGAGGAAAAAUAUAUAUCAGCGUUUUGCUACACAGGCAAUACUUGUUUGUAGGAUCAAUUCAUUGAUGAGUUUGGUAUUUUAUUAAUUAAUUUAAUUCCUUUUAGUUUCCUGUUUAAAAAGGAAAAGAGAAACUUGGCACUUAGUCCAAAUGUUUGCUUUGAGUGUGGUGGAUGAAAAUAAGAUUGCACUGGUCUACUCUGGUGGUUUUGUUAACACACUGUACUGCUGCAACCAUUCUCUUCACACACCACUACUAAAACUUUAAGUGUCAUCCUAUUUGACUCACUGAAUGCAGUGCCAUUCUACAACCCCCACCCCCUUUUUUUCUUUUUUUCUUUUUACUGCUUAUUGUGCAGGAAUGUGCCAUUAACACACAAGGGGUUGGAGAGAAGGCACAAAUUAGAGAGGAGUGUAGCUAUGAGGUGCCUGAUUGGACAAUUUCUUAGGUUUGAAGAGUUUGAGAUGUUCACCUCCUUUUUAUUUCUACAGCUGAGGAUCCUCAUGAUGAACCUGAUAGCGAGGUGAGGCAGCGUCUGUGACAAAAACAGCUUCAGAGACAAAACUGUGGGUUGUUUUUGUUGUCAUGCCAAACACUAUGCUUUAUUUUAUUUUAUUUUUUACAGUCAAAUAAACUGAGAUGUUUCACAGGUA